AGCAGUAAUCCGACCAAUCAACAAUGGAAUCUUUAAUACACGUUUGUCCCCGCCCACGGUUAGACAUCGACCUUUGCGGGCUUCACAUCCCCGGAGCUGUCAUAACGAAGACUCGACAGCCGGUUUUAGCAUCGCCAGUGAAGAAAGGUUCAGUUGCAAACAAAAUGGCCCCAGGACAAACAAACAAAACUGCAGAUGAGCAGCCAUCAAGGAAGGACAGUCUCAUUCACAUUUCCAACCCUCAUCUGGAACACAUGCAGGAAGAUAUUCUUUAUCACUUUAAUCUUGGUACUGGAACUCAUGAUUUUCCAAGCAUGUUUGGAGAUGUUAAAUUUGUAUGUGUUGGAGGCAGCCCUUCAAGGAUGGAGAUGUUUACCAAGUACAUUGCCAGAGAACUGGGACUGGGAGAUGCCACUUCUGACUUCCCUAAUAUCUGUGCAGGAACAGACCGUUACUGCAUGUACAAAGUAGGGCCUGUCCUUUCUGUCAGUCAUGGUAUGGGUAUUCCAUCUAUUGCCAUAAUGUUACAUGAACUUAUCAAGCUACUGUAUCAUGCCAAAUGUUCUGAUGUUAUAGUGCUGCGGAUUGGCACAUCUGGUGGAAUAGGUAUUGAACCUGGUUCUGUGGUUAUCACUAGCCAAUCUGUAGAUGCUUCCUUCAGGCCUCAGUUUGAGCAGACCAUUCUGGGAAAGACUGUUGUCCGAAGCACCGAUAUGGAUGAGGAGCUUGCCAAAGAACUUUUACAAUGUGCUAAAGAGCUCAAUGAAUUUAAUACAGAAAUUGGCAAGACGAUGUGUACUUUAGACUUCUAUGAAGGUCAGGCUCGUCUUGAUGGAGCUUUCUGUUCAUAUACAGAAGAGGAGAAACUGAACUACCUUAAGGCAGCCUGUAAAGCUGGAGUUAAAAACAUUGAGAUGGAAUCCUCUGUUUUUGCUGCUAUGUGCAAACUUAGUGGUCUAAAAGCUGGUGUGGUGUGCGUGACCCUGUUAAAUCGUCUGCAAGGGGAUCAGAUCUCUAGUCCUCAUGAGCUGCUUGUGGAAUAUCAACAAAGACCACAGAAGUUGGUGGGCCACUUUAUCAAGAAGAGAUUUGGCAAAGCCUGAACUGUAUGUUUUAUGUAGUUGUCAGCAUGGUGACUCUGUUUCACCCUGGAGUGAAGGAACGACAUGAUAGUUCUGACAUAGUGUGCAAAAUUAACUUUCAUUUUUUUACUCAGGUUUUCAAGCAGACAUCAGUUCUAUAGCACUUUUUAAGAAUUUGUUAGAUGAUGACCAUUUAUGUUCUUAUUGAUAAAACAGAUUAAUGCUAUGUAAUGCAAGAGAAUUAUUUUUUGGUCUUGGAAUUCUAAAUAAAUUAAAAGCCUGUCCAGAUAUUUAUUUUACAUAAGAAGGUAUCACAUAUAUCACAUUGUUUAUUUAUUUUAGAUUUUUAUUUGUGUAGAUGCAUUGCAGUUGAUUUUUUUAGAGUGGAUUGUACUGUAGUGAUCCCCCCUUAUUCCACAGAGAUAUAGAAAAUGUAUGUAAACAUAUAUGUAUAUAAUUAAAAAGGCUAUAUUAUGGGUUAUAGUAUAUGAAAUA
Messenger RNA from Protopterus annectens (West African lungfish), 1577 nucleotides. It is a transcript of the gene UPP1, whose product is annotated as uridine phosphorylase 1. Gene Ontology annotation, biological process: nucleotide catabolic process; uridine catabolic process. NCBI's taxonomy places the organism in Eukaryota, Metazoa, Chordata, Ceratodontiformes, Protopteridae. The coding region runs from base 24 to 1103 and encodes 359 amino acids. Gene Ontology annotation, cellular component: cytoplasm; cytosol. The transcript has 8 exons. Gene Ontology annotation, molecular function: uridine phosphorylase activity. The record is from RefSeq and is a predicted model, not a curated record.